Macadamia integrifolia is the source of this 1998-nucleotide messenger RNA. RefSeq lists its product as uncharacterized. The transcript is spliced from 15 exons. The coding region runs from base 625 to 1839 and encodes 404 amino acids. The record is from RefSeq and is a predicted model, not a curated record. Lineage: Eukaryota; Viridiplantae; Streptophyta; Magnoliopsida; Proteales; Proteaceae.
GAGAGGAGAAGAAAAGUUUACGAGAAAUUAGAGAAUCCAAACAUCCCAUUUUCUUCAUUAAAUUCUAGUGUUUCUUUUUUUCUUUUUUUUGGUAGAAAAAUUCUAGCGUUUCAAUCCUAUAGAACCAAUAUUCUCCGUUUCUUGAUUUCUUAUUAAAGUAUCUUCCUCCUUCUCCACCUUCAGAGAUAGAGAUAGAGUCCUACCUUUACACGAUCUCCUCCCCCUUUUCCGUGGGUGUGGGGGUGAAAGAACAACUGUUGACGAAGUUGAAGAGUUGGGAGUUGUUCUACAACCAUUGGCCCACUCAUUUUUCGUGGACUCAACUGGGGUUUCCCGUGAAUUUUGCAGGGUUUAAUCGUCUCUGCUCAUAUAAGUGAUCUCGCUUCUUCUCCUUUUUUCCCUUAAAGGGUUCGCCAGCAGGAAUUUCUUCUCUCCGGCUCUAAGGUCCUUUCUUUGAUCUUUAUUUCAUUAAUCCUCAUGGAGGCCUGUGUUUCUUACCAUUCACGAGAACAGCCUUGUUAAGCAAUGUGGAACAUUUCUUGGUUGCUGGGUUGCAGCUUUCUUUGUUGCGAUUAUAAAAUUUGUAGUCUAUAUUCAUAAUAAAGUCAGAAGAUUGUCACUAAAAUGGGAUCCAUCACGCGCAGUGGAGUUGUUAGAAAACCAAAUGAGACGAUGAGGCUAAUCAUUAUGACUUUUAUUGGAGUUGUGUUUGGAUUCUUGAUAGGAGUAUCCUUUCCCACUAUUUCAUUAGCUAAGUUGAGCUUUCCAUCCAGCCUUUUCCCGUCCAUUGAUCUAACUUACAUUGAAGACAAGAAUUCAGGGCUUUCAACCCAAACAUUUUUGCACCAAGCCUGGUCUUCUGUAAAGGAUAAUGGAAGCAGCUCAACUCAUGGUCAAAAUCUGAAUGACACUUCAAAGAUAUGGGUUCCAACAAAUCCUCGGGGUGCAGAAAGACUACCACCGGGCAUUGUCGCAGCUGAGUCAGACUUCUACCCACGCAGAUUGUGGGGUAAGCCUAGUGAGGACCUAACGAUCAAGCCGAAGUAUCUUGUAACCUUCACUGUUGGUUAUGAUCAGAAAAAGAAUAUCGAUGCAGCCAUUAAAAAGUUCUCAGAGAACUUUACCAUUCUACUAUUUCACUAUGAUGGUCGGACUAGUGAAUGGGAUGAGUUUGAGUGGUCAAAGCGUGCGAUUCAUGUUAGUGUUCAAAGACAAACUAAAUGGUGGUACGCCAAACGCUUCUUGCAUCCGGACAUUGUAGCGUCAUAUGACUACAUAUUCAUCUGGGAUGAAGAUCUAGGAGUUGAGCAUUUUGAUGCGGAAGAAUACAUAAAAUUGGUUAGGAAGCAUGGUUUGGAGAUUUCACAGCCUGGGUUAGAGCCAAAUAGAGGGUUGACAUGGCAGAUGACAAAGAGAAGGGGUGACCAUGAAGUUCACAAAGAAACAGAAGAGAGACCGGGUUGGUGCACAGACCCACAUGUGCCGCCUUGUGCAGCAUUUGUUGAGAUUAUGGCAACUGUUUUCUCUCGAGAUGCAUGGCGCUGUGUGUGGUAUAUGAUUCAGAAUGACUUGGUUCAUGGAUGGGGCCUUGAUUUUGCUCUUAGGAAAUGCGUAGAUCCUGCACAUGAGAAAAUAGGAGUUGUAGAUGCUCAGUGGAUUGUUCAUCAGACUGUUCCCACACUUGGUAACCAGGGGCAAGCGCAGGACGGGAAGGCACCAUGGGAAGGGGUGAGGGACAGGUGUAGAAAAGAGUGGACAAUGUUUCAAGCCCGAAUGACACAAGCAGAGAAGGAAUAUUAUAGGGCAAUGGGAAUUGAAUUGCCCAAUACAGGUCGUUAGGGGUGGAUGACAAUGACAGCAACAGUUUCUACUGUUAAACCAUAACAAAUGUUCAGCUUAGGUUUACAACUCCCUUUGGUAGAUUUGAAAAGAAAUAGUAACAAUCCAUUGACAUAUUUGUAGAGUAAUAUUUUACCAAUAAUUUUUUUUUUAGUCUCC